CCACCCGCCCGCGACCGGCAGCAGCCUCGCCUUGACGGGUCGUCGGCAGGCCGGCCGCCCGGGGCGGCGCGGCUCGCCUCGCCCCGCCCCCGCGCGCCAGCUAUAAAACCUGCCAGUGCCCACCUGCUCGCACCCCCAGGAGCUGACCUGACCACCACCACCUCCACCGCAGCUAGCAGCCGAAGGCCAAUUAAGAAGGGCGCGCGCUCGAUCCUCUUUGUCGUCCUCCAUCCCGGCGGGCUCUCUCCGAUCAGCAGCGCGAGACGGCGGCGGAGAUGGUGGCGGCGAUCGCGGUGGCCUCGGCGGGGCUGGGGAUGCUGGCGGGCGUCGCGAUGGCCAGCCGGGCGCCGCCCUCGUCCUCGGAGGGACCCGCGCCGUGGACGUGGAGGCCCGGGGCUCCCCCGGCCGCGCUGCGGUGGGGCGGCGGCGGCGCGCCGCGCUGCGAGGCGUGCGGCGGGUCCGGCAAGGAGGAGUGCCGCCUGUGCGCGCGGUGGUCCGACGCCGGCGCCAGGGGGAGCCGCCGGUCCGGGUGCGGGGCGUGCGCGGGGACGCGCCGGGCGCCCUGCCGGUGCUGCGGCGGGUCCGGGACUGGGCGGCGCGCGGCCGUGCGGGUCGCCGCCUCCGCGCGCGCGGCCCCCACCGCCCGGGCUGCCCGAUGAGACGGCGACGGCGACGGCGACGGUGAUGCCUGCUCGCCUCUUGGCCUCUCCUCGACCCGGCUCCCGGAUCAUGGAUGAAGGCUCUGCCCUCUGCGGCUCCCUGCCAGGACAGACAGAACAGAGGAACCGCGGCGUCGGCUUGUUUCUUCUUGUUUUUUUUUUUCUAGCUGGAAAAAAUUUAGAGAAAAAUUCUGUAACAUACGGAGUAUACAUAGUUUGUAGUACAAGUAGAUUAGAGAUUUGAUCAUCAAUAUAUAUAUAUUUGCAUAGCAAGGUUUAUUCCAA
This is a messenger RNA of Panicum virgatum (switchgrass), 944 nucleotides long. RefSeq lists its product as uncharacterized. The record is from RefSeq and is a predicted model, not a curated record. The coding region runs from base 276 to 659 and encodes 127 amino acids. NCBI's taxonomy places the organism in Eukaryota, Viridiplantae, Streptophyta, Magnoliopsida, Poales, Poaceae. The transcript has a single exon.